This is a messenger RNA of Galeopterus variegatus (Sunda flying lemur), 1032 nucleotides long. Its product is annotated as calsequestrin-2-like. The record is from RefSeq and is a predicted model, not a curated record. Gene Ontology annotation, cellular component: sarcoplasmic reticulum lumen. The transcript is spliced from 4 exons. The annotation marks the transcript as partial. NCBI's taxonomy places the organism in Eukaryota, Metazoa, Chordata, Mammalia, Dermoptera, Cynocephalidae. Gene Ontology annotation, molecular function: calcium ion binding. Gene Ontology annotation, biological process: regulation of cardiac muscle contraction by regulation of the release of sequestered calcium ion.
GAAGAUGAUUUGAACGGCAUCCACAUUGUGGCCUUUGCAGAGAAGAGUGACCCAGAUGGCUACGAGUUCCUGGAGAUCCUGAAACAGGUUGCCCGGGACAAUGCCGACAACCCUGAGCUGAGCAUCGUGUGGAUCGACCCAGAUGACUUUCCUCUGCUCGUUGCCUAUUGGGAGAAGACUUUCAAGAUUGACCUAUUCAGGCCACAGAUUGGGGUGGUGAAUGUGACAGAUGCUGACAGUGUCUGGAUGGAGAUUCCCGAUGAUGAUGACCUGCCCACGGCUGAAGAGCUGGAAGACUGGAUUGAGGACGUGCUUUCUGGAAAGAUAAACACUGAAGAUGAUGACAAUGAAGAUGAUGAUGACAAUGAUGAUGAUGAUGAUGACAAUGACAAUUCUGAUGAAGAGGAUAAUGAUGACAGUGAUGAUGAUGAUGAAUAGCACCAUCUCCAAAUGACUCUGAUGAAAACAUAAUCCCAGCUCCCCAUUACCCUAGAUAGCACAAGGUGCCAGCAAGCAGCCCUGUCCCAUACCCAGCCAGCUCCUUUCCCUUUUCCAACAUCUCUUUUCCCACUCCCUUAUCAUCAGGAGCAGCAAAAUUCAGCAAAUGCCUAUCCAAAUAUAGAAAUCCCACUCAGCAGGGACAGGAGGGGAAUUCUUCCCAUGUUCAUUGUCUGGACUGUCACGGAACAGCUCUUUUUCGUUGCCAGACCAUCAAGGGUCAUAGCAGUGCCAGAAUCUGGAAGUAUAGGGAGAACAAUCUCCUAACACCUCUACUCAAGUUUACUUGUCUUUGACUAUGAGGACAAUAGAAUUGACGGCUUGCUAACUCACAAGCAUGGAGUGACCUUAUAAUCAGAACCCAGGGAAAACACGCGAUUAAUCAAUUUAGCCCCCAUACCUACAGCAUCAGUUGAGAUCCUUCCUCAAGCCAAGAGGAUUCCUCUUAGGGAAGGCUCAGCCUUGGAAACAAGUUUAUAAAUCAGCUUCUCUUGACUCUAUUAAACUAAUUAUUUCAAAUGUGGGUCAGACCAU